Messenger RNA from Exaiptasia diaphana, 1574 nucleotides. RefSeq lists its product as uncharacterized. The record is from RefSeq and is a predicted model, not a curated record. NCBI's taxonomy places the organism in Eukaryota, Metazoa, Cnidaria, Anthozoa, Actiniaria, Aiptasiidae. Bases 132 to 1499 code for a protein of 455 amino acids. The transcript is spliced from 2 exons.
ACGUGGGUAAACGAAAUAUGACACUAUAAUGAUUGCGUUACUCGUGGCACUAAURAUAAUAAUACACUAACUACACUUACAAUAUUUUUAAUCGCAACGUCUUCGAAUUCCUGGAUAAAACUGCCACUUCUAUGAGUACUAGCAUAGGCUACUUGGUGCCGUGCAUCCUUGCCUCCACCGCGUACAUCGCAAGCAGAGACGCUCUCAUUGCCCACAAGAAUCAAGAAAUGCCGAUUAACCUAUACGUUUUAUUUGUUGGUCCUCCAUCCACUGGAAAGUCACAAGCACUAAUGCAUGGCUCUAUUCUGCCCAUGUCCACACUUAUCGAAAACCACGGUAUCGACAAUUUUAUGAUGGACAAAUGCACUUCCUCUGGCCUCGUCAAAAGCAUUUCAACAAACAAAGAAGGAUUUGUUGUCUCACCCGAAYUCUUCGACAUGCUUAAUAAGCUGUUGAAAUCCGACGAAGACAACGCUACUGGCGAUGCACAACUCUUGUGUGAACUGUUUUCAGGAGAAAGGGUAUCAUAUACCUUCGCMUCGGAGCGUGUACGCGAGAUCGAGCCAAAUGUGCCAUUUUCAAUUGUCGGCGCUACCCAGGUGCCGUUUGCAGCCAAGCUCAUCGCCAGAUUAGACCAAGGCCAUGGACUCCUAGAUAGAUUUCUCAUCUUAUUCCCUCCAUGCUAUCGACCUACAGUAGAAGAAACAGACGCCGCUCUAGACUGGCUCCGUAACCAUACCAACGUAGAGUCUAUCAAAGACAUAUUCAUCGAAUUGUCGGAAAACGUCAGAAAAGCCAACUACAAGUUUACCUACGACGCACAGCAGCUUUUGCAUGCUAUUAGUAUGCAAGAAAUUGAGGACAUCAAUGAAGCAUUGAAACAAGGGCUUCCCGUACCAAAAUGUAAAAGAUGUGACCUCAUCAAACGUCUAGCAGUUUCCCUUCAAAUCUUCAACCACGUUGCAACCUACUUACUCAACGAUGCUAAACCACCACCUACACCAGAGAUGAUCGGAAAAGUAUCCGUCGAGGGAGCGCAACGACUCCUGAACUACGCAAAUACACAGAAGCAAAUAGCAACUGAGUUCAUUAACGACAUCGUGAGCUCAUGCACAGAGAAGGAAACCAAGCAGCCAUCAAAGCUGGAACAAAAAACCGCAAUUCUGAUGUUUCCUGGGCCAAUUACAACUUCUAGAUCCUUCAAGCAGUAUGCCCCACGAUCUCUACGUUCCGUUUCAGAACAAGAGUUUCAACAAGCAGCAAAGGAACUAGAUGCUUUUGGAACAGUCGUCUCGAUACGUGUACCGAGGUMCACAAAGUCUACGAUUGUGUUUAUCAAAAAACACGCCCACGMCAUCGACUGGGAUCAACAAGAUAUCUGCCAGAAAGACCAGUACACUGUGAAAUACAACUUGCCAGUSCAUACCUCCAUUCCCCAAGGAGUCAGGAAUCAGCUCACCAACGCUGGACAUGUUCCUGAAGACUUUUUUAACCAUUGAACUAUAUGAAUACUUUUAACUUCUUCUAGUUUUUCUGUCUGUAGAACAUUUAUUACAUCAUCAAUGCAAUUACGA